GAUGUAUAUGAUUUUAAUUGACAAACAAAACAAUAACAAAAAAUUCAGGACGUAAUACGAUUUAUCUCAACAAAAUAUUUAUUAAUUUGUUGAAAUUUUCAAGUGGUUUUCAACUUAUUGGAUAAUAUAUUCCAACGAUUUAAGAUCAAAAUGUUCAAGCAACGCAAACCCAAAUUCUGUAAAAAAAUGUCUAGAAAUUAUCGAUCUAAAAUAUCUAUACAAUCCAAUAACCUAUCCUUAUCAACUUCAAAUGUCAAUAAUACUGCGUGUUCUAGGAAGAAAUCAAAAUAUAUAUUUUCAACCGUUUCAGCGACAUCAAACAAAAAUUACAAAUCAUCUAUGACAAUUAAACAACCACACUUUAUCACAAAAGCCCCUAAAAAUGCAGCAGUGCAUUUUGGAAAUUUUUAUGGUCUUUGGGAUGAUGCAGGAAAAAUAUAUUGCAAUAACCAUUUAAAAAAAAAAGAAACAACGAUGAUUAACAGAUCACAUCGAUUAGAAUUUACUAGGCAGAUGGUGCACAAAUUAGAAAAAGCAACUGACAUGGAAGAUUACAUGCGACAGGUGUCAGUUCUUCUGAAGAAGACAGUAGAGCCGUCCAACUUUAGGUUGAAUCAAUUUCUAUCUAAAAAUUCAAUUCCUGACGGAAAUCGAAGUUCCUCGGAUUAUCCACUGUGGUACAAGGAGCCUCAUAAUAUAUCGUUAAUAUUCUGAAAUCCUAUUGCUCAACUUAAAGCAUGAGCUUUGAAAAAUCUAUUUCAUUCGAAACAAUAUGGUAUAUUAAUGUAUAAAAAUUUAUGAAAGCUGUAAUUAAAGAAUAUCUGAGCAAAAAGAGAAUGCCAUA
This is a messenger RNA of Wasmannia auropunctata (little fire ant), 844 nucleotides long. RefSeq lists its product as uncharacterized. The record is from RefSeq and is a predicted model, not a curated record. The transcript is spliced from 3 exons. The coding region runs from base 151 to 714 and encodes 187 amino acids. Lineage: Eukaryota; Metazoa; Arthropoda; Insecta; Hymenoptera; Formicidae.